AUGAGGGUGGCAAAAAACACGCAUGUGUUGCCUGUCACGACUUUUCUAGUCUCGACGCUACUUUUCUCGGCCGUUCUUCCUGUCCUCGCCGCUCCCGACAACGCUGCCAGACCGGCAUUGCAAGUCAGGCAUGAAGGCGAAGGCGGCGAUGUACCCAUGGACAUGGGGCAUGCCGAGGACGCCGUUGAGUCGACGCCGACUCGACAAAUUCCGACUCCCGUGGCCUCUACGCUUGGUUCGGCCACUAGCGCUGUCCAUUCAGCCGCGGCUUCCUCAUCCCAUGCCGCUGCUGGGCAUUCUCAUGGGGCGUCUCACGAUCCUCCUUCAGCUCCCCAUUCGCACGGGGGCAACCAAGAGGCCCUGACGGUGCUCAACGACACCGACAUCCAUCGACGGCACAA
Cryptococcus wingfieldii CBS 7118 is the source of this 401-nucleotide messenger RNA. RefSeq lists its product as hypothetical. The record is from RefSeq and is a predicted model, not a curated record. Lineage: Eukaryota; Fungi; Basidiomycota; Tremellomycetes; Tremellales; Cryptococcaceae. The annotation marks the transcript as partial. The transcript has a single exon.